UCACAUAUUCCCUAUUUGAGAUAUAGUAUUUCUCUCCAUAGCAGAAGGCAGGUUUGCUUACAAGAGAUUGAGGUUUCCUAAGCUCUGGGUUUCUUUCCUAUAAUGAAACCCACUGUGUGUGCAGAUGUCACCUGGCCUUUGUCCCAUCACCCUGUGGGAAUUGGGCUUGAGGAACUAGUGUAAGAAAAUGAUACUGUGGCUAUACUGCUGUUGCUCUGAUUAAAAAACUGUCCUUUGUCUCUGAGUCUGUCUUUUGUCUGUAUAAGUGACACUCUGGCAGGCUAACUUUUUAGCUUGCAGGUAGGAUAAAAACCUCAGACAUGUUCUUGAUGCAAGUCCUCUUUCUUUAGUGUGCUGAAAUGGGAAUCAUUGAUUUGAUACUUGUUAAUGGGAAGCAUACUAUUGAGUAAGCUAAAUGUAUAACAAGACAGAUACUUUUUCUGUUGUCAAAUUUUGAUGUUCAAAUAUUCUUUAAAAUGUCUCCAGUACCCUAGUUUUAGUUCCAUCUUUAAUUUACUUAUUCAUCAGUUAGUUCUCUGUAUUCUUUUUGUUCUUAAUUUUCUCAGAUUGUUGCACCAUUAGAAGCUAGGGUGAUCUACAGACAGACAGAUGGCUGAAAGUGGAAAAGAAAAAAUAAAAUGGACAACCACCAUUAUUAUUAGCUCAUCUCUUAAGAGUUAUGAAGUUGCAACUGCCCUAGAAAAUCGAAGCCACAAAGUUCGAUAUUCAGAUUCAGUGGAAAAUGGAUCAAUUAUAUUUUCUCUUUCUGGAGUUGCAUUUUUAUUAAUGGAUACUAAGGAAUGUAUUCUGUCAACCGAAGAAAUAUUGCUAGCCAAAAUUGAGAAAUUUAUUAACAUUCACCAGAAUAGUUUUUUGGUUUUGUCUGCUGCCCUCCAUGGGCCUGAAGAAUGGAAACUGAUGUUCAGAAUUCAGCAGAGAUUCCUGGGUCGUAACUUACGAAUACUUCCAGUACACAACACAGUAAAUGCUAUUAAUCUUAUGUGCACUAUAGCAAAGACUACCUCCAAACCAUACAUAGAUAGCAUUUGCUACAGAAUGAUAACAGCUAAAGCUUACAUCAUUGAGCAAAGUCCUGUUUGGAAAACACUUCAGAAGAUACAACUGAAUAGUGAUUCAGUUAACCCAAAUUAGAGUACCAACUUAAUGCUCUUCUCAAAGAAUGUGAAAAUAAUUAGAACUGUUAAAUUAUAAUCAAAUAUCUAUUUAAAGACAUUUAUAUUAAUUUGAAAUAACAUGUAUACAAUUAAAAGUGAUUUUAUUUUAGUUUUGCUGUGAGAUUUCUUUAAUGCUGUUUAGCAAAGGAUUGGUACAUACAUAUAAAACUCAGGUGUAGCUUCUUAGAUGGACAAGUAUUUAGUAGGAAAUAAAAGUAGAGAAUUUUCUAAUCAGUUUCUUAAAGUCAUAUGUAUUUUUUAGUUUUUUUUCCAUAAAGGUAGCAAGUAUUUCUAAAACUAAUCUUUGCAGAUGUUUUCCUAUUAUAACUUCUGCUGGAGAGGUGGUGAUGGGACUCUGUUCCCAAAGACUCCACCUAAGCCAGGAAAAGAGAAGCUAAGAAAAAAGUCAAGUGGCCUGAAUUCAAAACUUUCUACUCAUUUACACUGCUGUGAUAGCCAACAUGACACUAGGAGUUCCGAAAUGUUACAUAGCAUCUAACUUCAGCAGAAAAUGUAUCAGUAUUUUUAUAAGCUCACUAAAACUGUAGGAAUGAAUAUAGACAAUUCAAUUACAUUUUAUGAAGUUACAAAAUUAUUAGUUUGUAUU
Messenger RNA from Chlorocebus sabaeus (green monkey), 1782 nucleotides. It is a transcript of the gene C20H1orf146, whose product is annotated as chromosome 20 C1orf146 homolog. NCBI's taxonomy places the organism in Eukaryota, Metazoa, Chordata, Mammalia, Primates, Cercopithecidae. The record is from RefSeq and is a predicted model, not a curated record. Gene Ontology annotation, biological process: synaptonemal complex assembly; reciprocal meiotic recombination. Gene Ontology annotation, cellular component: chromosome.